This is a messenger RNA of Gopherus evgoodei (Goodes thornscrub tortoise), 3211 nucleotides long. RefSeq names its product zinc finger protein 420-like. The record is from RefSeq and is a predicted model, not a curated record. The transcript is spliced from 3 exons. NCBI's taxonomy places the organism in Eukaryota, Metazoa, Chordata, Testudines, Testudinidae. Gene Ontology annotation, molecular function: RNA polymerase II cis-regulatory region sequence-specific DNA binding; DNA-binding transcription factor activity. The coding region runs from base 80 to 1864 and encodes 594 amino acids. Gene Ontology annotation, biological process: regulation of transcription by RNA polymerase II.
CUUUCUGUCCCAGCCUCCGGACACCUGGGUCCCUCCCAGGCUGGCUUCCCCCGUCCCCGUGCGUGCCAGCGGUGCUGGGAUGGAGGAGGAUAAUCCCAAACAGGAAGGGGCUGCAGGAAGGGAGCCUCAUGGGAUGUCCCAGAACGCUGAGCAGGGAGAGGCCAGCGGGGCUGGACGGCAGCAGGAGACAGAGGUGAUAUCUCCAGAUGAGACGGACAUCAGGGUGGUGACGGAGCACAACCACGCCCAGGCUGAGGUGCGCCCCUACAGCUGCUCGGACUGCGGGAAGAGCUUCAGCCAGAGCUCCCACCUGGUCCAGCACCAGCGCACCCACAUGGGCCAGAAGCCCUACAAGUGCACUGAAUGCGGGAAGUGCUUUGUCCUCAGCUACAACCUCAUUGAUCACCAGCGCAUCCACACCGGGGAGCGCCCCUACAAGUGCGGCCAGUGUGGGAAGGGCUUCAUCCGGAGUUCCCACCUCUUCCAGCACCAGCGCAUCCACACGGGCGAGCGGCCCUACCAGUGCACCAAGUGCGGGAAGAGUUUCAACCGCAAUUACACCCUGGUGAAGCAUUACCACACUCACGUCGGGGAGCAGCCCUUCAUCUGCAGCGAGUGCGGAAAGAGCUUCAGCCUCGGCUCCUUCGCCCAGCACAUCCGCACCCACACGGGUGAAAAGCCCUACAGCUGUGCCGAGUGCGGCGAGAGUUUCAGCAGCAGUUCCAACUUGAGCCAACAUCGGCGCAUCCACACUGGAGAGAAACCCUACAGCUGUGGCCACUGCGGGAAAAGCUUCAGCCAGAGCUCCAACCUCAUCAAGCACCGGCGCAUCCACACCGGAGAGAGACCCUACAGCUGCCCUGAGUGUGGCAAGACCUUCAACCAGAGCUCAUCGCUCAUGCAGCACCGGCGAAUCCACCGCGGCGAGCGGCCCUAUGAGUGCACUGAGUGCGGGAAGCGCUUCAUCGACAGCUCCAAGCUCAACAAGCACCGGCGCACCCACACCGGUGAGCGGCCCUACAAAUGCACCGACUGCGGGAAGGGCUUCAGAGACAGCUCUGCCCUCAUGAAACACCAGCGGACCCACGCCAAGGAGAUGUAUCCCAAGAAACCCUACAAAUGCCACGAGUGCAACAAAAGCUACAGCCUGAGCUCCAACUUGAGCCGCCAUCGCAGGAGCCACACGGGAGAGAGAUCCCACAAAUGCACCCAGUGCGGGAAGAGCUUCCACUUCAACUCCCAGCUUGUCCAGCACCAGAUCAGCCACACUGGGGAGCGACCCUACAAAUGCCCCGACUGCGGGAAGAGCUUCGGUGUGAGCUCCAACCUUCUCCAGCACCAGCGCAUCCAUUGGGUGGAGCGACCCUACAGCUGUGCCAACUGUGAGAAGAGCUUUGGCCACAGCUCCCUCCUGGUCCAGCACCAGCGCAGGCAUAUGGACGAGAGACCCUACAAGUGUGGGGAGUGCGGGAAGGCUUUUGGGGUGAGCUCGGCUCUGAUCCGACACCAGCGGAUCCACACGGGUGAGAGGCCUUACAAGUGUCUGGUUUGUGGGAAGAGCUUCAACCUUAGCUCCAACCUCUUCACCCAUCGCAGGAUCCACUGGGACGAGAAACCUUAUAAAUGCCCUGAAUGUGGGAGGAGCUUCAGCCAGAGCUCAAGCCUCAGCCGCCACCAGAUCAGCCAUACAGGAGAACGACCAUACAAAUGCCCUGAGUGUGGAAAGUGCUUCAACCAGAGCUCCCUCCUGAUCCGGCACCAGCGGAUCCACACGGGGGAGCGACCCUACAGAUGCUCCCAGUGCUGGAAGAGCUUCCUACGGAGCUCCCAGCUGAAGAGACACCAGAGAGUUCACACUAGGUAGGGGGCAGUGAUUGAUGACUCUCUGUAGCAGUUCUACAGACCAACCAGGAUCAUUUGGAUAAUUGGGAUCGUCUCAACAAGAUGUGUUUUAAGACAGCCAAAUGCAAUGCUGUACAUUCAGGAAUGUAUUUUGCAUUUACUGAGUGAAGGACUGUAUCCUGGGACACAGUGACUCUGAAUAGGACUUACGGGUCCUGGUGGAUAACCAGUUGACUAUCAACUCCCAGUGUCAUGCCCUAGCUAAGAGGGUAAUGUGAUUCUUUGAUCUAUAAACUGAGGAAUAUUGAGUAGCAAUGGAGAGGGGGUAUCACCUCUGUAUGCGGCAUUGGGGAGAACUUGUAGGAGACUGCAUCCAGUUCUGGAAUGCACCCUUCAGAAAGGGUGCUGACAAAUUAGAAAGGGUUCAGAAAAGAGCCACAAGAACAAUGUGAAGUCUGGGAAACCUUUGUAGUGAGCCACUAAAGAGGUUUGAUCUAUUUAGCUUAUCCAAGAAAAGAUGAGUCGAUGACUGGAUCCCAGUACCGACAUGGGGAGGAGAAUUCUGAUAUCAGAAGGUUCUUCAGAGUAGCAGCCAAAGGCUAAAUGAGAUCCAAUGGCAGGAAGCUGAAGGGAGACAAAUUCAGACUGGAAAGAAUGUGUGAAUUUCUAGCAGUGGGGGAAAUUAACCACUAGAACAACUCACUGAGGGAUGUAGUGGAUUCACCUGGAGUCUUUACACCAAGCCUGGACGACUGUAAAAGCUCUGCUCUAGCACCAUCAAAAGUUCUGGGCUGGCUGCAGGAAUCACUCGGUGAGGUCCUUCGGCCAGGGUUAUGCAGGAGGUCAGGCCAGGUGGUCAGAAUGGUCCCUUCUGGCUGUAAACUCUACGAAUCCCUCACCCCCCUCUGCCCAACUGUGGGAAGCAGAGUGUGAUAGAGACACAAAAUGAAGGAUUCACAUAAACGUGUCAAAGCAGGAAGAACUAAGACUAAGAGGCCACGUGGUCCUCGAAGUCAGCAGAUCUGGAUUGUAUUCCUGCCUCGGCUACUGACUGGCUGUGUGUCCUUAGACAAGUCCCUUUCCCAUCUGUGCCUCAGUUUACUCUCCUGCCCUUUCUGUUUUCCCUUGUGAGCCCUUUGGAACAGGGACUGUCCUUGCUCUGGGUGUGUGUUGCACCCGGCACAAUGGGGUCCUGAUCUGGAGUGGGCCUGUGGAUGUGGCUGUAAUAGAAAUAACUAACGAAUUAGGAAGCUUUAGCGUCAUUCACAGAUGACUCUGUCACCUCCUCCUUGUGCUGCUUUAUCCCUGCUGUAAGUGACGUCCCAUAACCCAAGCCUGUUGGCUGAGCAAAAUGAGAUCUUAUCCUGAA